Messenger RNA from Durio zibethinus, 2643 nucleotides. RefSeq names its product CDPK-related kinase 5-like. NCBI's taxonomy places the organism in Eukaryota, Viridiplantae, Streptophyta, Magnoliopsida, Malvales, Malvaceae. Gene Ontology annotation, molecular function: ATP binding; protein kinase activity. The record is from RefSeq and is a predicted model, not a curated record. Gene Ontology annotation, biological process: protein phosphorylation.
ACAAGAUUAACCUCCAUGAUUGCAAGAAAUCAUAGGAAACAGAACAAUAAACAACCUAAUUGGAACUGUUCUAUUGAGUACAAAGUGAAUUAGUAGUAUUUACAAAAACAAAAAUUUUGUUUGAGGUUUAUAGUGCAAAAUUUUUUUUGGACAAUGAACCUUGGGGGGGCAUUGCCGGCCAUUACCAAUCCACUUCCAAAUCUCUUACACACUGCUCAAGGAACAGUAAAAAAAGUCAUGUGCAUGCCACGUGGAUAGCGGCUUGUACGGCUUUACUUUAAUGACUUUCACUUAUUUCUUCCUCCUCUUCUUACGUUAACAAGCAACGGCAAGGUCUCUCCGUGAUUCUUUCUUACAAAAAGCUAAAUCUCAAAAAUCUCUCAAAUGCAAGUAGGAACAGCAGUUUCUUGAUCUUCCUCGACAAUGGGAAGCUGCACUUCGAAGCCUUCAAAGCCAAACCCAUAUGCCUCAAGAGAGAACCAGCAGAAUGACUAUCCUGCCCCUACUCAACCACCCAAAUCUCCUCCUCCUCUUCUCCCUCCAACCACACCUUUCCUCCCCAUGUACACCCCAAGCCCUGCCCACCCAAACAAACCCAAGACUCCUUCAACUCCUCUUCGGCUUUUUCGGAGAUCCUUUCCUCCUCCUUCUCCCGCCAAGCACAUCCGAGCAGUGCUGAGGCGGCGGAAGGCUAACAAGAAAGCGGAAAAUGAGGCUAGAAUUGCGGAGGGAGAGGAGGAUGAGGACGAGGAAGGGGUUGAGUUGGAUAAAAGAUUUGGGUUUUCAAAGGAGUUGAGGAGUAGGAUGGAAGUCGGAGAGGAAGUUGGCAGAGGGCAUUUUGGGUACACUUGUUCUGCAAAGUUCAAGAAAGGUGAGUUCAAAGGCCAGCAGGUUGCUGUUAAAGUCAUCCCCAAGUCCAAGAUGACAACAGCUAUUGCAGUUGAGGAUGUGAGAAGGGAGGUGAAGAUAUUGCGAGCCUUGACAGGACAUAACAAUCUAGUGAAAUUCUAUGAUGCAUUUGAAGAUCAUGAUAAUGUCUAUAUAGCAAUGGAGUUGUGCGAAGGAGGCGAACUUUUGGAUAGAAUACUUGCAAGGGGUGGAAAAUACUCAGAAGAUGAUGCAAAGGCUGUAAUGGUCCAGAUACUAAAUGUUGUUGCCUUUUGUCAUCUUCAGGGUGUGGUGCAUCGAGAUCUUAAACCAGAGAACUUUCUAUAUACAUCCAAGGAAGAGAACUCUUUGCUGAAAGCCAUAGACUUUGGCUUGUCAGAUUUUGUCAGACCAGAUGAAAGACUUAAUGACAUUGUGGGAAGUGCAUACUAUGUGGCCCCCGAAGUUCUACAUAGAUCAUAUGGUACAGAAGCUGAUGUUUGGAGUAUAGGAGUGAUAGCAUAUAUUCUUUUAUGCGGUAGUCGUCCAUUUUGGGCUAGGACUGAAUCUGGAAUUUUUCGAGCAGUCUUAAAAGCUGAUCCAAAUUUUAACGAGGCACCUUGGCCUACCUUGUCUUCAGAAGCUAAGGACUUUGUGAGGCGCCUCCUGAAUAAGGACCCUAGGAAAAGAAUGACAGCAGCUCAGGCUCUGAGUCAUCCUUGGAUUCAGAAUCAUAAUGAUGUUAAGGUCCCUCUCGAUAUUUUAAUAUUUAGACUUAUGAAGGCAUAUCUGCGAUCAUCUACUUUGCGCAAGUCUGCUUUAAAGCAAUUUUGUUUCCUACAGGCAUUGUCUAAGACAUUGACUGUGGAUGAGCUGUUUUACCUGAGAGAGCAAUUUGCAUUAUUAGAGCCCAAAAAUGGUAGCAUAACCUUGGAGAAUAUUAAGACGGCCCUUAUGAAAAAUGCGACAGAAGCAAUGAAGGAGUCUCACGUUCUUGAUUAUCUUUUAUUGCUAAAUACACUUCAAUACAGAAGAAUGGAUUUUGAAGAAUUUUGUGCAGCUGCAUUAAGUGUCCAUCAGCUUGAGGCACUUGAUCGCUGGGAACAGCAUGCCCGCCGUGCAUAUGAGCUUUUUGAGAAGGAUGGAAACAGGGCUAUUGUCAUUGAGGAGCUCGCUUCGGAACUUGGUCUUGGACCCUCUAUUCCAGUUCAUGCUGUUCUUAAUGACUGGGUGAGGCAUAGUGAUGGGAAGUUGAGUUUCCUUGGGUUCGUGAAAUUGUUGCGCGGCCCAUCCAGUCGAUCCCUUGCGAAGCCACAAUGAUUUCACAAGGGAUGUUGACUGUAGGAAAUACUAAUCAUGUCACCAUGGUCGAUUACAAUUCAAUGAGACGUGGGAUCAGCGCACUUUAAAAAUGGAUUGAUCUUUCUAAUAAUUUUGGGAGAGUCGGGAAGCUGGGGAAGCAUGCUCCCUGUAUCCAGCUUCAGCUCAGAUUAUGAGGCAUCAACUUUAUGCUAAUUCUUUGAGAAGUUUGAAAGUUAUGGGAUGAUUUGAAAGGCAGCAAAAGUAUCAUUGGCAACAAAAUGUAAAACUAAAUAUAGUUUUAGCUUGCCUGAAUGGGGCAAUAAGUUUGUCUCGUUACACUUUUUUAUUAUUUAUAUAUGUUCGAUUUAUUAUUUCCCCAACUUUUAGCUAUCCAGUCUGGGAGGAUUUGUUUCCUAUCAAAUAGGAAUUGGACUCAAAUUUAAUUCAAUUGAAUUACGUAAUGAUCAGGAAUUU